AUGUUAACCAGAUUAUCCAGAUCAACCUUAUCAAGAGCAAAGUAUCUUUCUGUUUCCAGAUUUGUAUCUACUUCCCUGUUGUCAAUCAAUACAUUCAAUGACAAUGAGAUCUCAUUAUCAAUCAAUGACAAGAAUGUUAAAUUUAAAACUGCAUUCUUAAGAGAUUCUUGUCAAUGUCCAAAAGCAGUUGAUCAAUGCACCAAACAGAAAUUAUUCACUACUUCUGAAGGUGCUGAUAAACUUUCAAUUGCUUCUCCACCAGCAGUGAUUCAAAAUCCUGAGACUAAUGAAAAUAUAUUACUGGUUAAAUGGAGUAAUAAUGGUAGUAUUAUGAAUUCUAAAUAUCCUGUUUCAUUCUUGGAAAAUUAUUCAACUAAAGCUGGUCGUAGAAUUGGAAAAUUCUUUGAUAAAGAUAGAAAAUUAUGGGAUAAACAAGAAAUUGAAAAUAAUCUUGAAUCAUUACAAGUUGAUUAUAAUGAUUUCUUUAAUAAUGAAGAAAUAUUUUUCCAAACAGUAUACAAUUUGAACAAAUAUGGAUUAACAUUCAUUAACAAUAUCCCAGAACCAGUAUUACAAUCCAUGAAUGAAGAAAAUGCCACCCAAUGGCCGGUAUUUAAAUUAGCAUCUAGGUUCGGAUAUAUCAAAAAGACAUUCUAUGGUACUUUAUUUGAUGUUAAGAAUGAAAAGGAAGAAGCCAAAAAUAUUGCCAAUUCAAAUACUUUCUUACCUCUUCAUAUGGAUCUUUUAUAUUAUGAAUCUCCACCUGGGUUACAAUUAUUACAUUUCCUUAAGAAUUCUACAAUUGGAGGUGAAAACAUCUUUUGUGAUUCAUUCUUGGCGGCUCAACAUGUUAGAAAUGUUGAUCCCGUGGCAUAUGAUGCAUUAACCAAGAUUCCUAUAACUUAUCAUUAUGACAAUAAUGGAGAAUAUUAUUAUUUUAAGAGACCAGUAGUUAUUGAAAACCCUGAUGUUUCUGAAGUCACUUCAGAAUUCCCACCUAUUGAAGUAGUCAACUAUUCACCUCCAUUUCAAGGUCCUUUAGAAAUUGGAAUUGCGGAAACUGAAGGUGAUAAUGCUGUUGAUAAAGGGUAUUAUGCUAUGUUUGAUGAUUUCUUGAAAGGUCUUAAAUUAUUUGAAGAUUUUAUUAAUGAUCCAAAGAAUCAUUUUGAAAUUAAGAUGAAAGAAGGUUCUUGUGUUAUAUUUGAAAAUAGAAGAGCAUUACAUUCGAGAAAUGGGUUUUCAGAUGAAAAUGGUGGAGAUAGAUGGUUAAUGGGGACAUAUGUUGAUGGUGAUAGUUUUAGAUCUAAAUUACGUACUGGGUAUCGUAAAUUCAAGUAG
Hemisphaericaspora subhashii is the source of this 1338-nucleotide messenger RNA. RefSeq lists its product as uncharacterized. The record is from RefSeq and is a predicted model, not a curated record. Gene Ontology annotation, cellular component: mitochondrion. The coding region runs from base 1 to 1338 and encodes 445 amino acids. The transcript has a single exon. Gene Ontology annotation, molecular function: oxidoreductase activity. Gene Ontology annotation, biological process: carnitine biosynthetic process. NCBI's taxonomy places the organism in Eukaryota, Fungi, Ascomycota, Pichiomycetes, Serinales, Debaryomycetaceae.